Molecule: messenger RNA, 1269 nt
Organism: Aspergillus mulundensis
Lineage: Eukaryota; Fungi; Ascomycota; Eurotiomycetes; Eurotiales; Aspergillaceae
Product: Zn(II)2Cys6 transcription factor
Exons: 2
Coding region: 1-1269 (422 amino acids)
Biological process (GO): regulation of transcription by RNA polymerase II
Molecular function (GO): DNA-binding transcription activator activity, RNA polymerase II-specific; zinc ion binding
Source: RefSeq, a predicted model, not a curated record
AUGCCGCUGCGUCGCACCCAUCGCAAGUCACGGCAUGGCUGCAAAGCUUGCAAACAGCGGAGGGUCAAGUGUGAUGAGAAACGCCCUACAUGCUCCAAUUGCACGACGCGCCAGGAAGAGUGCGAAUAUGUGACUGACGCCUCGUACAUCUGGGCUGCGGACGAGCCUCCAGCUCCUCGCCGUACAAGGUCAAGGCGCAUUGCACCUUCUAUAACGACAACUACAACGACAACGACACAAGGAAGUACGCCAGAGACACCAUUCCGCCUCCUCGAUCGACCCUUCAGCCAUGAAACCGCAUCGCUCACCCCGCCACUGGAUAUGACCCAGCUCAGACUCCUGGUGAACUGGCAAACCGAGACAUGUCAGUUCUUCUCCCGCGACGCGGAGACCAGAAUCGUCUGGCAGGUCAGCCUCGUCGACGAAGCGCUCAAGACGCCGCCUCUCAUGCACGGCAUCCUGGCUGUCUCGGCAUUGCACCUUGCGCUCUUGGACCUGCAGUGUGGUCAGGAACAGGCGUUUUGGCUUGGGCUUGCUACCGCGCAUAAAGGGGAGGCGUUGCAGGCGCUGAGGGAGGGGUUGAAUAGUGUUGCUGCAGAUAAUGCUCGAUCGAUGAUGGGACUUUCCGCGCUGGUCGUGGCGUAUGCUUUUGGGGCUGCACUGACGGGUUCGGGCGCCGAUGACUCGGGCGAUAGACCCUCGCUAGAUAGCCUGAACAACAUCUUUGUUUUGUGUCGCGGGGUGCAGCAGGUGACAAAUUCAGCGUACGCCGUCCUCCGACAGAGCAACUUCGCGCCGCUGUUCAACCCGGGCGAUCAGUCUGUUGCGAUUCCGGACCACGUCAGGGAAUCACUCGACCAUCUGGAGCAUUUGAACACUGAAUGUCUGCAAGCUGGGGAGCACGAUCACGACUCCGCUACGUAUACCCGUGUCAUUGAAGCGCUACGGAGCUUAUCCGGCCACGCGUUCACCCAGCCCAACUCGAUGACACUGGCUGCUGGGUGGGCGAUCAGGGUAUCUUCGGAAUACCUGGGGUACCUUCAAGCGAACCAUCCGUUUGCGCUGGUAGUUCAUGCGCAUUACUGUGCCUUUCUUCAUCUCGCCCGUGGAAACUGCUUUCUGCGGUCCUGGGGCCGAGCUGUUCUGGAAGAUAUACUCUGCCUGCUGGACGACGAGUGGAAACCGCAUAUCGAGUGGCCGGUGACGGAGGUUUUCGGGGAUGGUCACUUGCAGUCUUCACAGUCACCCGUGUUUUCAAUCAAUACAUAG